AUUGCGGAACCUGGAGUCCAUGUUUACACAAGGGAGAGAGUUUACUUGGUAAACCUCAAACUGACGGCGAAACAUGCUGCAACUCUUUCUAAUCACCCUCACCCUUUUACCAUGGUUUCCAGCCUUCCUCUGCAGGGUAACCACCGAGGGGGAGCAUGCAGUCAUGGAGGGUCAACCUCUCACCGUCCCGUGUCAUUAUGGGCCUCAGUAUGCCGGCUAUGUAAAAUACUGGUGUCGGGGGAAGAUGAGGGAGUUCUGCACCAGUUUAGCUCGAACAGAUGAGCCCCGUUCGGCCAAUCCAGCUGAGGAGAAAGUGAGCAUCUUUGACGACCCGGUCCAGCUGGUGUUCACUGUGACCAUGAGCAACCUAAAGGAGGGGGACUCUGGGUGGUACAUGUGUGGCGUGGAGAUAGGUGGCGCGUGGAGCGCUGAUGAUGUUGCCUACACUAACAUUAAGGUCAUUCAUGGCAUGUCAGUGGUGAACAGCCGCCUGAUUGGGGAAGAAGGGAGUAGUAUCACAGUUGAAUGCCAAUACAGUGAGAGAUACAGAGAAAGCGAGAAGAAGUGGUGUCGGAGCGGAGACUGGAGCUCCUGUCUGCUGACAGGUUCUGACAGGAGCUACGAAGACACUUCCGUGGCCAUCAGCGAUGACAGAACUAGGACUUUCACUAUAACCUUAAAGAAGCUGAAGAUGAGAGAUACCGGCUGGUACUGGUGUUCCGCAGGGCAGCAGCAGAUAGCUGUGCAUGUGCUGGUCACAUCCCGACCCACUACCGUAUCUGUGACAUCCACACCUACAACAAGUCAAUCUGUUGCAUACCUGCCUCCACCCAAACCCAUCACUAAGGAGUCCUGGAACAGUCACAGCCACAUCUUGGAGUCUUUGGUGGUGUGUGCUUCUAUAAUGCUCCUUGUGGGCUUGCUCAUAUUGGCGAGAAAAUUGUGGAAACAGCACAAGCAGGAUCCUGUGCUGAGACAAGUUAAGGAGAUACAAGCAAGGCACAAUGAGUACUCAGGUGACCUGCAAAACUCUGCUGUCGUUUUCCUUAACAGGGACUCCCAGGAUGUACAUAUGUACUGAGCUUUAUCAGUGCAGGGUUUAUUUUUACUCUUUGUAACCAAAUUUAAUUUUGUGUCAGUUCACUGCACACAGCACAUGCUUUAUUUCCAGUGUCUUUUGUAUAUAACAUACCAGCACCACACAUGUUUUCUGCUCGCUGCUUUACAUAAUGCAACUGCUAUAGGCUGGAGAGCUUAUGUUAUGUGUGAUAUUAUGUAAUCAUCGUAGUGUAUUGUAUUUUUGUUGAAAUUCUGGGAUUUUAGCAAAUUGGUGGGGUUUACAUUCUGCAGUUAAACAUGUACUUUUUGCUGAAUCCAGUAUGCUUGAAUUAGAUUUUUAUUUUCAUAAAUACAAAAAAUCAAUAACUACAUAUUUGAUUGAUUAUUUCUCCACUACCUCCUAGUUGGCUCAGUAGGGCGCCAUCAUCUAAGCUGGAUCACCCAUCCGCAUCAAUAUUAGAUGCUCAGAGCAACUGCUCGACUGCAGCGCUGUACGAGGACGUAGUAUGAUGAGCGACAAUGGUAGGGAGUAGUAUAAAUAGCGAAUAGGAGGACGUUUUUGGGGGGUUUAUGGAUCGCACAAACACAGGAUUUUUACCCGGGAGACUGGUGUUUAUGUCCGGUUUUAAACCAAAAAUUCAACUUUGACUUUUUUUAAAUUACGUAAGCUAUGUAAGUUAACUUUCUUAUUUAAUGUAGUUUUGUUGCCUAAACCUAACCAAGUAACGUUAGUGUUGUUUUAAUUUACAGAGCAUUAAAAAGUGAUAUCAAUAGGGUUGUGACCAAGCCAGUAGCAACUGUUGCUAUGUGAAUGGAUGAUUCCGUCCUCAUACCUAAGCCUAAACAGGUCGUUAACGUAGUGAAACAGUCACAGUUUGGUUAGGUUUAGUCAGCUAAACUACUUAGUUAAGUUUAGAAAAAGAUUGUGGUUUGUGUUAAAAUCACUACAUUUGUUAAGUUACUUGACUUCUGGUUACGUAAAAAGUGACAUAGUUCUGUUUGUUAAGUACAUUUAAAAUGACUCGCCAUUUACAUUUCUUUUCAAACAGGACACGUACACCAGUCUACUGGGGGAAAGUUGUUUGAUUCAUCCACCUCCCCUCUGGCCCACCCUUAACGUUUUUUCUAGGUCUUAAUCACAUUACAUGACAAGGAAUUUCCUUGAAACAACUGCUCCAUUUUAUAAAACUUGCAGAAUAUAUGAAUUAUCAGCUCAUUCAAUAAAAAAGCUUAAGAUGUACAACAUUUUAGGACAUUUUAGAGACUUCUUUUUGGUCUUUUUGAACUCAUGACCUCAGUAUAUCUAAAAUCCUAGCUACAGCCCUGUUCAGAAGUCGACAUGUCUACAGUAUAGUGGUAGAAACGUAUUAUACAUGAAGGACUGGUUUGUGCAUUGUCAUUGUUUGGUAUUUUGAAAGGCCUCAGAGUCCUUUACACUUGGCAUACUAUAUGUGAAGAGGCUUUGGGUGUGUGUGUGUGUGUGUGUGUGUGUGUGUGUGUGUGUGUGUGUGUGUGUGUGUGUGUGUGUGUGUGUGUGUGUGUGUGUGUGUGUGUGUGUUCCUGACUCCCAUAAUGAAUAGUACAUUGUUUUGCCUCCUCCCUGGUGACGUGAAUAUAUAACAGAUUCUGUGUGACGUAAGGCCUACUCAAUAACGCUGAGCGAAAGUAAUGUUCCUUUACAUUUUUGAUAUGUCUGUGUCCAUGCAUACAUGCUGCACCAAGAUCUUCUCUGUUCCAGACUGCUGUUUUUUUGCUUCUAACUGUUGCACAGAAAAAAGUCCAAUGUGAAUGAGUUAUAAGUGCUAAGAUGGUAAAUCUUGUCCGCACAGAAACCCAAUGGGACUGACAGUAAAUUUUCAGUUUUGGUUACUAUUAUUUUUAACUAGACUGCUGUGUUGUAGCAUAAAAUGAGAAUGAAAUGGCAAAUUAACACAUUUAGGCUUGGAUAUAUGGUCUGUUUGACAGAAUUCAGACACUAUUUACAUUGUUACAAGACUUACUUAUUUUAAGAAAGAAGUGAGCAAAUGAAGACAGAAACCAUUAUAGGGAGUUCACAAAUUAGCUCUGCAAGAGAACAGCUCUAUAUUUUAUGCUUGAACUGUCUGCUCUCAUACUGAACCUCAAAGGAUGUGUUAGAAUUGUAAAUUGAACAAGCUAAUGAGAUGGCAAAACCGCCGUGGAACCAACUAGAGCUUGGAACUCUUAGUAAUAAGUUUGCCUUCCCUUCAUAUGAGAAAAAGCCAUUUUGUUGUCUGUGAUACAAAAAAAAAAAAUGGAAAAGUAAAAUUACACCUUUCUGGUGUCAUGUAUGCUUAGAUUGCUUGCACCCAUUUCCACCUCGUGGACUCAUAUCAUGCUUUUCAAGAGCUUUCAUCGCUUAUGGCCAGUGCUGCUGCUGCAGGAAAUGUGAAUUUCACCAGCUUUUAUUUGAUGCUUGGUUCGAAUCACAAGUAGCCGAAUCGUUUUAACCCUCUGUUGCGACCACAGUAAAUUCUGCAUUCAGUUGCUUGCUGUUGAUUAAGUCGACUGAGUCAUCUGUAUACAUUUAUUCAUAACGCCAUUCUGGGCAAACUCCCAUCAUCUCUUUACCUAUUUUACAAAUCAAACAUUAUCUCAGAUCACAAGCCAUCUACUUCCUGUUCCGUAAGGUUUGGAUAGAAAUGGAAAAGAAAAGCUUCAUGUUAUCUGACAGAACACAAGACUAUUUGAAUACCUUUACAUGUUUUUAGUAUUGUAUAGUAUAGUAUCUGUUACCUGAUUUUGGUUGGUUUUGUCUACAACCUAAUGCUGCCAUCUUGCAGGUCUCUUUUUCAAAAGAGGUGUCCACUUCAAUGGGACUUAAAUUAAAAUUAGAGCAACAAGAUACAACUACAUCAUUAGCCAUGUAAAUAAGGAUUUUUCUUUCAUAUCAUCCCAGUAUAAUGAAACGUUUCUUUGUAUGUAAUAAGUUAUGGCUGUAAUUGCUAUUUACAUUAUCCACUUGGAAAUGAUUGCAUUUGAAAUGUCAUGGCUUUUACUCCUCCUAAUUAAAUACCUGUCAUUCACUGG
This is a messenger RNA of Perca flavescens (yellow perch), 4107 nucleotides long. It is a transcript of the gene pigr, whose product is annotated as polymeric immunoglobulin receptor. Gene Ontology annotation, cellular component: plasma membrane. The record is from RefSeq and is a predicted model, not a curated record. Gene Ontology annotation, molecular function: transmembrane signaling receptor activity. Lineage: Eukaryota; Metazoa; Chordata; Actinopteri; Perciformes; Percidae.